Molecule: messenger RNA, 301 nt
Organism: Prorocentrum cordatum
Lineage: Eukaryota; Dinophyceae; Prorocentrales; Prorocentraceae
Source: the annotation of a GenBank genome assembly
CAGGUGGGCGCCGUGCGUGGCAGACGCGGCCGGCGUUCCAGUCGAGGAGGCGCGUGCCCCAGCCGCGGACGCCGGCAUCUGCCUGGCGGUGGGGGACGAGUCGCGGGGCGUGGGGCCGGAGCUGCUGCGCGCCUGCGAGCGGGUCGCGCUGCCGAUGUCGGAGCUCGUUGACUCGCUGAACGCUGGCGUGGCCGGCGGCAUCCUGAUGCACUCGCUGGCGUGCGCCUGGGUCCGGCGGCGCGCCGGGCGCGGCGCGGACCACGCUCUGGGCGGCGUCGCGUGGCCGGCAGCAGAAAGGCGC